Molecule: messenger RNA, 1625 nt
Organism: Marasmius oreades (fairy-ring Marasmius)
Lineage: Eukaryota; Fungi; Basidiomycota; Agaricomycetes; Agaricales; Marasmiaceae
Exons: 2
Coding region: 27-1487 (486 amino acids)
Source: RefSeq, a predicted model, not a curated record
GGUUGUAAACACUUUCCGGCUUGGUCAUGGUCCUCGCCAUUCUCGCAAGCAUUGGCUCGAAAUAUUUUCCAACUCAAUAUAUCACUCACAUCGUUAUCGCUCUUGUAUCGACCUUUGCACUCCACGUUAUCUUCCAGGGUAGAAAGACGAAUCGCGAAAGAGACUUGCAUGGUAGAGUUGUCCUCAUCACUGGAGCCUUUACACCCCUUGGCCUCACUCUCCUCCAACAACUCGCUAAACGAGGGGCCCAUAUAAUUGCAUUGACUACAUUUCCGGUUUCUUCAGAGCAUAUCACUACUCUCAUUGAUCUUUUACGUUCAACGACCAAGAAUGAACUCAUCUAUGCAGAGCAAUGCGACUUGGAGGCUCCAGCGUCGAUUCAGGCAUUCUGUAAACGCUUCUUACAAGGAGAUGACAAGAGGUUGGAUGCCUUGAUCUUUGCACACGAGUACGAGUCACUCGGAACGUUCAGCUUCGUAACGAAAGAGACGACAAGCGUCCAGGAGCAGAGGGAUAGACGUGCUCUGGCGACAUUCCUGAUGACAACAUUGCUACUUCCCGCUCUCCUAACAGCUCCUGCUGAGAGAGACAUUCGUAUCAUCAACGUGGUGAACAGAUUCUACGCAGCUGCCGUUCCAGAUCUGUCAAUCUUUUAUUCCAACCUUUUCCAAUCUCUUGCGCCAAACUCGUCGCCCCAACCUCCCAAACAGUCGUCGCUAUUAUUCCUAGAGGGAAGCCGAUCCCUACAAACAAUCAUAUUUACUCGUCAUCUACAGCGGAUCCUCGAUGCCCUUCCUUCCGCUCAGGUCCCAAAAACUUCGGCAGGUUCUAGCGCUGUCCCUGUAGUCAGCGGAAAGAACCAAAAGUCAAAUAUAGUGGCCAUAAGCGUGUCUCCAGGCGUUAGCAGAUCUGACACAUUAGGCAGAAUGCUCGGAGUCGGCUUGGGCGGCCCUGGGUCUUGGUUAGGAAUAUUCUUGUACAUACUCACUUAUCCUAUGCUAAGAAUCUUAGCAAAGGCACCCACCUAUGCAAUACAGUCUGUACUUCAUGUCUUAUUCCUUCCAACACCAUUCAAAGUCUUCUCCACCUCACACUUUGACGAUGCCAAGAGCAAGAAAAAUAGUCCGUCAGAUUCUCUCAUCGACAAACGCCACACAGAAAUGCCAGAGGAGGUACUUAAACCUGGUGCAUUGUACGCUGAAUGCGCGACAGUGGUCGGGUUGAGAGUUCCACCUCCACCCACGUUUGAAGAGAGGUCAGAAAACGGUCAGAAAGGGAAGCAGAAAAAUCAAGCGACGGGAGACGCAAAAACAGCUCGUCUGUCUAACGACGAUGAAUUUGGCGGGGAAAGGGGGGGUACGAUGGUUUGGGAUGCCUAUGAAGCCGCGUUGAGGGUUUGGGAGAAGUCUAACCCCAGUUUGGCGGAUUACGAAAGAGAGAAGGAACGAGCGAAUCCCAGUAAUGUACAGGCUGUCCCUGAGGAAUGAUUGUAGUUUUGUAGUUCCUUAGGGAUUGAUACAGCUGAUGCAUGUUUCUCAGCAUUUCAUAAGGUAGACGCCAUUCAUAACCCACUAACCCCACGUGAUUGAGGUCACAUCGUUACCGCCUUCCAAAUCGGGCCUCUG